CUCCGCCCGCACUCGCGCCGCUCGAACCCUAGCCGCCAUCCCCGUCGCCCCCCUCCCCCCGCAUCUCCCCCCGCCGCCGGCGACCCCCUCCUCUCCCUCGACUCCAGCCCCGCUCCUCCUCUCCAUCGACUCCAGCCCGCCGCUGCGGAGACGCGCACCGACCGCACUCGCUCUCUCUCCGACCCGAGCCGCUGCAACUCCUCUGCGCCUUCCUCCUCCAAACAAGAUCGCCCGCAGCCCUCCCUUGUGGCCCUGUCGAUCCAGUGGAUAAGGAGACCCCUCACCUUGCCGUGAGAGAGAUGGAGAUGGAAGGAGAAAGUGGUUCUCCCUGCAUUGCCGCAAGAAAGGCGCGCCGCGGAGAUUGCGCCCCUCCCCUCCUCGCUCCGGCAGGCGGCAGCGCAUGCCCGGCGAGACGGGCUGACAGUGGCGCAGUCAGCGAUGCGGUUCACGGCGGGGGCCUCGUCGACGCGGUCGUGGCAGCCCAUGCCGACGGCGGACACCACGGACCUGCGCUUCUGGCUGCGCUGGCGGGUGGCCGUGUGCACGCUCUGGGUGCUCUGCUGCGUCGCCGCCGCGGCCUACCUCAUCUGGCGCCACGAGGGGCCGCGCGCGCACCGCCGCAUCGGAGCCGCCAAGCAGGACGCGGCCGCGCAAGGGCGGCGACGGCCGGACGAGCUGCUGUACGACGACGAGGCGUGGCGGCCCUGCCUCCGGGACAUCCACCCGGCCUGGCUGCUCGUCUACAGGCUCGUCUCCUUCGUCCUCUUCAGCCUCCUCAUCGUCAUCUCCGACGGCGGCAACAUCUUCCUCUCCACAUGCCUCAUCGUCGACCACCCUGCUGGCAGCCUGGCACAUUCUUCUGGGCCUCUUCCCCGGCGCUCGAGGUACAGCAGUGGCGGCACCGCUCCUCCUCACAGGUAUGGCCGCAUCUGCCUGUGCUCGGCAGAAGGAGGAGGCCGUGGUCAUGGCGACAUGCGGCACCCAUUUGUCGAGGCGGAGGUGCAAGCGCGCAGGGAAGAGAAGAAGGCCUGAGGGCGGCAGCGCUCCGGCGACGGUCGUGGUCGAGUGGAACGGCGUGUGGGGGGUCGUGCGGCUUGCCGUUGCCUCACCCAUGCGCCAGGCAAGCAAGCCCGUGGGAGAGUUUUUCUGAACGAUAGCCCUCAGCUCGCCCCGACAAACUUUUCCGAUGUUCUGAUCAGGGUGGAGGAGCAUAUAGGUGAGGUGAGCAGGAGUGAUCUUGGGCAUACAAGUGCAGACCUAUUACAGUUCGAUGCCCUGUCGCUGAAUACCACACCUCCUACACUUCAAUCAUCUGAUAGAUUUUGUUGGAUGCAUUUGACCAUCAAGAAUCAGUAUUGGCAGCAAAGGUAAGAGGCAAGAGUAAGAACAUCUCCUCUACUGUACCUAUUUGGUGGCUUACAGUGGUUUGUUCUCUGAAUUUGUUUUGCAAGUCAGUACCAGAGGUUGCCGCGUGAUUGCGCAUGACAUGUGGCAGUAUCUAUCAUUCAUUUAUUGCUGCUUACAGAACCAUCUUGUAUGUUGCGUUGCUGCUAUGGUAGCUGCUGUUUGUUUUCUCAUUCAGUGACAAACUACACACAAUGUUCAGACCGGCUAAAUAUGAAUCUUUUUAUUCAGUUAUUGCAAAUCAGUUCAGCAAGAUCUUGUGCCUACGGGUUUAUCCGGAGGUUUCCGACUUCAUGCGUGUUGAGACUUGAUUCAGCCUUAUUUCUGUAUCCAAAAGGUGCCUUCUGUGUUAAUACUCUUCACCGUGCAGCAUUUUUCUGACUUGAUCAUCCGAUUUAUUCAGCAAAACAUGCCCGGUUCCGCUUGGGCUAUCUAAAACCACCCCUCUGGUCUGAAACACAUGUAUAUGUUCAAAGUGACACGGAGCUGAUUGAUGAUAGCAACUAUAUCUG
Messenger RNA from Triticum aestivum (bread wheat), 1916 nucleotides. RefSeq lists its product as uncharacterized. The record is from RefSeq and is a predicted model, not a curated record. The coding region runs from base 439 to 1032 and encodes 197 amino acids. Lineage: Eukaryota; Viridiplantae; Streptophyta; Magnoliopsida; Poales; Poaceae. The transcript has 3 exons.